Messenger RNA from Coccomyxa subellipsoidea C-169, 1490 nucleotides. Its product is annotated as Oxysterol-binding protein. Gene Ontology annotation, cellular component: cytosol; membrane; intracellular membrane-bounded organelle. Lineage: Eukaryota; Viridiplantae; Chlorophyta; Trebouxiophyceae; Coccomyxaceae. The transcript is spliced from 10 exons. The record is from RefSeq and is a predicted model, not a curated record. Gene Ontology annotation, molecular function: sterol binding. The coding region runs from base 228 to 1490 and encodes 420 amino acids.
CAACGAGGUCGUCAAACUCAAUUAUCCCAUAAUCCUCUGCACAAACUGUGCUUUGGGCUUCCCUUCGCGUCUGUUUUGAAGCUCGAAAGGCGCAGCUGCGUUUGCGAUUAAAUUCUUGUUGCAACAGUCCAAAUCGCAUAUAUCAAUAAUUACAAACAGUAACAUUCAAAAAUUUAAAUCGAAAUAUUGCGUAGAGACGGGACUUACGGUCUCAAGCCCGAAACACGAUGGCACCAGAAUUGGCCGCAGAUAAUGCGGUUGCAACCACACAUAUGCCGGAGCUGGAUGUUCCAGUCCUCAACAGGAGACAAUGUCUGCCGAAGCCAGAGCAAGCGGAACGGAGUCCACACGUCUGGUCCAUGAUCAAGGACAUGGUGGGCUCAGACAACAUCCUCAGCAUGCCACUGCCCACAGAGAUGCACCUGCCCCUAACAGAGCUGGAGAAGCAGGCAGAAGAGCUGGAGUACUGUGAGCUCCUGGACAAGGCUGCACUGUGCCCCAAGGGCAGCAUUGAGAGGAUGAUGGAGGUUGUGGCGUUCUCUGUGAGCCCCUAUGCAAGCUGCAAGCGCCCCAAGCGCAGCCUGGACCCCCUGCUGGGAGAGACUUACGAGCUGGUGCACCCAGACAAGGGCUUCCGCAUGGUCUCUGAGCAUGUUGCCCGGCUGCCACCCGUCAUGGCACAGCACACCGAGGGGCGCGGCUGGGUCCUGGAAUCAGAGAAUGAGCCGCACGUCUCCUUCUAUGGUGCAUACGUGGAUCUCAACAUGAAUUUCGUCCUGCAAGUCACAUUCGACGAUGGGGAGGUGUACUCGUGGCACAAGGUCCAGACCACUAUCAACAAUCUGAUAGUGGGCAAGAUAUACAUCCAGCACAUGGGCACAUACACCGUGAAGAACCUCGACACAGGGCUGACAGCGGUCAUGGAGCUCGUCAAGCCCAAAAUGAUCACCUUUUCCCUCAAAUCUCGCAAGGAGUCCCAGCACUUGAUCCAUGGGCACCUUGAGGAGAACGGCCAGAAGCUGGACAAGCCCAUCUUCCAUGGCAAGUGGGACGAGGCACUCUAUGCCACCUUGGCAGACGGCUCAGAGCGCCUCCUGUGGAAGCUCAACCCCGCCCCUACGGAGGACAACAGGUGGGGCCUGACGGUGUUUGCCAUGCAAGCCAACGAGAUGACGGAGGGCCUGCGCGAGAAGCUGCCCCCCACCGACAGCCGCCUGCGCCCGGACCUGCAACACCUGGAGCGCGGCAAUUAUGACAAGGCCAAUGCGGCGAAGAAGAUCUUGGAGGACCGCAACGCCAAGUACAUGGCGGAGGUGCGCGCCAGCCGGGCCGACAAAGCGCCGAUCGCCCCGCACUUUUUUGAGCUGGCCACCCCCGAGGCGCCGUUCGGCCGCGCGCUUCGCUGGCGCUACCGCAAGGGAACCUACUGGGAGGACCGCCGCCGGGGGGACUGGUCCCAGUGCAGGGACCCCUUUGGCCUCAACCAGUGA